AUUUAAUAAAUAAAAAGAAAAAGUAAAUAUAAUGCCUAAAAAUACAUUAAUGAAAACGUGUAUAAUAUGUGGCGAUAAGGCAACGGGCUAUAAUUUUAAUGCACCCACAUGCGAGUCAUGCAAAGCAUUUUUCAGGAGAAAUGCGCUCAAGGAUAUGUGGUUAUUGUCGACUUAAGAAGUGUUUUGAUUGUGGACUGGAUCUGGAAUGAAGAGGCGAAGGAAUGCCGGCGAAUGAAGAUUCAAAUCAAUAGAUAUAGACGUCUAUUAGUGCAACAAAACCAACUCAAUGAGAGCGUGUCGUCGACCACCCGUUCCCACGAUUCUUCGCCCGAGCCUAUGACCAGCCUAUUGGACAUUAGGCAUCCCGUCCCUCAAUCCACGAACAUAUCAUUCAUACUAACAGACUGGAUCUGGAAUGAAGAGGCGAAGGAAUGCCGGCGAAUGAAGAUUCAAAUCAAUAGAUAUAGACGUCUAUUAGUGCAACAAAAACAGCUCAAUAAGAGGGUGUCGUCGACCACCCUUUCCCACGAUUCUUCGCCCGAACCUAUGACCAGCCCAGUGGACAUCAGGCAUGCCGUCCCUCAAUCCACGAACAUAUCAUUCAUACUAACAGUGAUGGCAAACAACAACAACAAUCAUAAUGUCUUAACCGAUGGGCUAACAAAUUCAGACACAAAUAUGUUUCCCAUUUGUGACACAAUAUACCAAAAGGCGGUUCAAAUGGAAAUGGCUGUCCUUCCCAUCGCCAGACCUACUCUCGACUCUGACCAUACAUUUAGC
Molecule: messenger RNA, 780 nt
Organism: Oppiella nova
Lineage: Eukaryota; Metazoa; Arthropoda; Arachnida; Sarcoptiformes; Oppiidae
Source: the annotation of a GenBank genome assembly